Lathyrus sativus (Indian pea) is the source of this 903-nucleotide messenger RNA. The record is from the annotation of a GenBank genome assembly. Lineage: Eukaryota; Viridiplantae; Streptophyta; Magnoliopsida; Fabales; Fabaceae.
AUGGAGACCCCAUCAUCCACAACCAGAUUCACCAACACCAUUCCACUCUCAAGAAAAUUCGAAGAUUCUGAAAAGGCCACGUCGAAAUCAAAGGCGCAACAACAGCAAGACAGAUGUGCAUUGAUGGACAUGACAAACGAUUCACCGAUCGUCGGGCUGGCCAACGGUGGCAAUCUUGACACGCCGUCGGCGAAGCAAAAGGCUAGCCGAGUGAAGAACACUCCGGGAUCCGGCGAAGCCUUGCUGAGAGGUCAAGCAAAGACUCUCAUGCAGAUGGUGGAAGAAGAGGCUUUGGAUGUUUCUGGAAAUUCCACUGACGGGUUGCCUUCAAUCACCUCUUCUAUUGUUCAUCAACAACAAUCUCAGGUGGUGAAUAUGGAGGAAGAUGAAAAAUAUGAGAUAGCAAAAUCCUUGGAUUUCUCUGAAAAAUCUCAAGUAUCAGAAGAAUGCAACUCUGAGGUGAGUUAUCAGGAUGUAACACAAGGAAGCUGUGUUGGAAGCUGCAGUGUCGAGGAUGAUGCAUCCAUCUGGUCAAUGCAAGUGAAUGAGAGCAACAAUGAUGAAGAUGAUGUAGAGGAAGAAAUAGCUGAGGAAGAAGACGAUGAAGAAGACUAUUAUGAUGUUGAUGAUGAAGAAGAAUAUGAAGGGGAUUUGGGACUUGAUGAACUGUGUGAAGGAUUGAACAAGGUUAAUGUGAACGAUAAGGUGGUUUCAAAAUUUGCUGGAAAACAUACAAGGUUUGUUUACAACAGUGAUGAUGAGAUUGUGAAGAAGGAGGACGUUGAGAGCGUUGAUGGUGGUGAUGAUGAGUCUAAUGUGUUGUGUUUGAAGGGAUUGCCGACGCCGAAAGGGAAACAUGUUCGUUUUUCUGAGGAGGAGGAAGAGGGAAAAUCUGAUGUGUGA